Molecule: messenger RNA, 2972 nt
Organism: Ictalurus furcatus (blue catfish)
Lineage: Eukaryota; Metazoa; Chordata; Actinopteri; Siluriformes; Ictaluridae
Gene: gdi2
Product: GDP dissociation inhibitor 2
Exons: 11
Coding region: 112-1458 (448 amino acids)
Biological process (GO): vesicle-mediated transport; protein transport; small GTPase-mediated signal transduction
Cellular component (GO): cytoplasm
Molecular function (GO): Rab GDP-dissociation inhibitor activity
Source: RefSeq, a predicted model, not a curated record
CCAGCCCGUUUGACGUUCCGCUGCUUCUUUCAUUUCCAGCUUUGCCGCUGAUCUCCAUUUUCUUCUUCAGGCCCGACACACAGGAAAAGGGGAUUACACUCGUGAAGCAAAAUGAAUGAAGAAUACGACGUUAUCGUUUUGGGAACUGGACUUACGGAAUGCAUCCUGUCUGGGAUCAUGUCUGUGAAGGGAAAGAAGGUCCUGCACAUGGACAGGAACUCUUACUACGGAGGAGAGAGCGCCUCCAUCACCCCUCUGGAGGAUUUGUACAAGCGCUUCAGCUUGCCCGGUACCCCUCCUGAGUCGAUGGGGAAAGGUCGUGACUGGAACGUGGACCUCAUCCCCAAGUUCCUCAUGGCAAACGGUCAGCUCGUGCGUAUGCUGCUGAUCACACAGGUGACGCGUUACCUGGACUUCAAAGUGAUCGAGGGCAGCUUCGUCUACAAGAAGGGCAGCAUCUACAAAGUGCCCUCCACCGAGACUGAGGCUCUGGCAUCCAGCCUGAUGGGGCUGUUUGAGAAGAGACGGUUCCGGAAGUUCCUGGUUUUCGUAGCCAACUUUGAUGAAAACGAUCCCAAAACUACGGAGGGUGUGGAUCCUAACAAGACCACCAUGCGUGAGGUUUACAAGAAGUUUGACUUGGGCCAAGACGUCAUUGACUUUACAGGCCACGCCAUUGCACUCUACCGCACAGAUGAUUAUCUGGAUCAGCCUUGCCUAGACACAAUAAAUAGGAUUAAGUUGUACAGUGAGUCCUUGGCGAGAUAUGGGAAGAGCCCAUAUCUUUACCCACUGUAUGGUCUGGGAGAACUGCCUCAGGGCUUUGCCAGAUUAAGUGCCAUCUAUGGAGGAACCUACAUGCUCAACAAGCCAAUUGAGGAGAUCAUUGUAGAGAAUGGCAAAAUAGUAGGCGUCAAAUCUGAGGGAGAGAUUGCCCGCUGUAAACAGCUGAUUUGCGACCCCAGCUACAUCAUGGACCGGGCCAAAGUCGUCGGCAAGGUGAUCCGAUUGAUCUGCAUCAUAAACCACCCCAUUAAGAACACCUCAGACUCCAACUCUUGCCAGAUCAUCAUCCCGCAGAACCAGGUCAACAGGAAGCAUGAUAUCUACGUGUGCAUGAUCUCGUAUGCGCACAACGUGGCAGCGCAGGGUAAAUACAUCGCCAUCGUCAGCACCACUGUGGAGACUAACGACCCUGAGAAGGAAAUUAAACCAGCUUUGGAUCUGCUGGAACCUAUUGAGCAGAAAUUUGUGAGCAUCAGUGAUCUCUAUGCUCCAACCGACUUGGGAACUGAUAGCCAGAUCUUCAUCUCUCGCUCCUACGAUGCCACGACCCACUUUGAGACCACCUGCGAUGACAUCAAGGACAUCUACAAGCGCAUGACUGGCACAGACUUUGACUUUGCCGAGAUGGAGCGCAAGAAGAACGACAUCUUUGGCGAUGGGGCCGACCAGUAACAGAGCUCUUAACGUUGUUGAAUAUCAGAUAUUCUGAAGAUGGUAAAUCUUUAAAGGGGGGGAAGAAAAUUUUGAAGAAAAAAAAAAUGGUAACCAAAAUGGGCUAGCUGAUUAUCUCGUAUUUUUUGUUGUUUUUUUUUUCUUUUCUUUCCAUAAAGGAAUUUCGUGUAUACAGUUACAGAUUUAGCAUAUAUAAAGGGGAGAUGGGUCAGGCGGUCUGCUUUGUAUAAUCAGGUUAUGUGACAUAUUGCACUGAUUGUUGGUUGACGUCCUGUAUUCAGUUGCCAUCAUUGUGUUUUCACCCUGUUCACACAGGGAAGGCAUUUAGUCCAAAGAUGCCAAACCAUCAGAUGUACUCAAGUGAUAUAAAGGCACAAGUACCAGAGUGAAUUAAAAACACAGACGCAGAAGUAUUUUUUUUUUAUAUAUAUAUAUAUAUAUAAUUGUGUACAAAAACUUACAGAUGACCUCUCAAACAGGGGUGUCAAAAGUUUGCUUGAUUUUUAAGCUGCGAUUACCAGCUUUUAAUGCCAACCUCAUAUGAUUCAAUACGUUGUAUUUUCUUACAGAUCGGUGCUUUGACUAGUUACUGCACUGUAGCUAGCAGUAUGUCCAAACCUUGCUUUGCAAACAUUAGGGAUGUGUCAAGAACGCCAAAUUAUAUAUAAUUUAUUAUAAUAAAUUAUAUAUAAUUUAUUAUAACCUCUUCCUUUAAUAAUACUUAUCCAAUCACUGAUACACUGAUAAACAUUUAUACAAAUGAGGAUUAUAUAUAUAUAAAAUAAUUACACACAACACAAAAUGAAGACUUUGGCAUAACUGUUAAUAGGGAUGGGAGUUUGUGGGUUUUGUGACUUUUGCCUUUACAACUCUGUUAAGAGGCAGCGUGUGAUUCUUGGGCCACCAGUCAACAUCAUAUGUUCAUAGAAAAGAGACUUAACGAUUAGCUCCAACCUUUUUAAAAGUACACAUUUUUUGCACAUUUUAGUUUGUGUGGCAAUUAUUACCUUCAAAAAGCCUCUAGGGUUUGUAUCUGCCUCCAGGUUUAAAACGAGCACUAGAGUAGUGUGACGAGGGGUUUUAGAAGAGGUAACAUUUGCUCUGUAUUGUUCCUUUUUAAAAGCAGUGUUUCAGUCAUUCUACGCCCCGUAGAAGCCUUUUGGAGGGAAUUUUUACAACACUAAAGUGUACACAAAAUGUUUUUGAUGAAAUGGUCAGAUUUUUCUUUAACGUUAGUCUAUGAAGCUGCUCGAACACUGUGCUCUUAUUUUAGCAGCCGAGAGAAAAAGCCCUUGAAAAAAAAAAAAAAACAUAAGAAAAGUGGCCUAGUAUCUCCUUUAUAUCUCUUUUGCUUUAGAAAGGACCAAAUGUCUACUGCAGUAUUGAUGUGGAAGGCGCCCUGUGCAAAAUGUCGUCAGUGUUUUAAUGAACGAAGAACUGUGCUGAGAAGAUGGGGCUCGAGUAAUUUCUGUACUGCUAAAGUAAAAACAUUAAGUAAAAACAUGUGAAAUCGU